This is a messenger RNA of Penicillium lagena, 1275 nucleotides long. Its product is annotated as putative zinc metallopeptidase. The coding region runs from base 1 to 1275 and encodes 424 amino acids. The record is from RefSeq and is a predicted model, not a curated record. NCBI's taxonomy places the organism in Eukaryota, Fungi, Ascomycota, Eurotiomycetes, Eurotiales, Aspergillaceae. The transcript has 2 exons. Gene Ontology annotation, molecular function: hydrolase activity.
AUGCAGUUAACCUCCAAUCAUAACAACCUACAAAAACUGCUGGAUCGCUUCCGGCCCGACCUCAAACCUUACGAGGCCAUCUACCGGACUCUACACAGCGAGCCCGAACUGUCCGGGCAGGAAGAGAUCACCGCCCAGAAGGCCGCUGAACACCUGCGCAGCGUGGGAUAUGAAGUACAUGCGAAAAUUGGCGGGCACGGUGUCGUAGGGAUUCUACGCAACGGCGACGGCCCGACCAUCCUCCUGCGGGCGGACAUGGACGCCCUACCGAUGGAAGAGAAGACGGGCCUGAACUACGCGAGCAAACGGACCGUCAAGGACCAAGACGGCGUGCGCAAGCCGGUGAUGCAUGCGUGCGGGCACGAUACGCACGUUACGACGAUGAUGGCGGCGUCGUCUCUCUUGCACGCUGCGCGCGAGCACUGGUCCGGCACACUGAUCUGUCUGUUUCAACCGUCGGAAGAACACUUGGAUGGCGCGAAGGCGAUGCUGGAUGAUGGGCUGUACGAGCGCAUUCCCAAGCCGGACGUCGUCCUCGCGCAACAUGUCGGGCGCAUGCGCGCGGGCUCUAUCAAUCUCCGCGCGGGGCCGCUACUCACAGCCGCGGACUCCUUUGACGUGCGCAUCUAUGGGCGCGGAGGCCACGGCUCUGCACCACAGACGACUAUCGAUCCCAUCGUUAUCGGUGCGGCGAUCAUUAUGCGCUUGCAGUCUAUUGUCUCGCGCGAGGUGACUCCGGGGAAGCUGGCGGUCGUCUCGUGUGGCAGUAUCCAAUCCGGACAUAGCCCUAACAUCAUCCCGGACGAGUUGGACAUGAAGCUCAACGUGCGUACUUAUGAUCCUGCAGUGCGGGAAAAGGUCUGCACGGCUAUCCACCGGAUUGUUAAGGCGGAGUGCCAGGCUGCCGGCGCGACACAGGAGCCUCUUAUCACAAAGACGUACUCGACUCCCGCGACGAUCAAUGAUGGAAAGACCAUUGAUGCGCUUCGCGAGACCUUUCAGCCAUAUUUUGGGGAUAAUCUCGUCGAAAUGGAGCCUCCGACUGCUAGCGAGGAUUUCUCUCUGCUCGCCACCGCUGUGAACGCACCUUACGUGAUGUGGAUGUUUGGCGGCACGGAUGAAAAGACCUGGGAUGAGGCCGUAGCCACGGGGACUGUGGAUGAGCUUCCGAGUAAUCACUCUCCCUUCUUUGCGCCUGUUAUCGAGCCGACGCUGCGCACGGGCGUGGACGCCAUAGUGCUGGGUGCGCUGACCUUCCUCAAGCAAAAGCAAUGA